This is a messenger RNA of Pimephales promelas (fathead minnow), 2840 nucleotides long. RefSeq names its product asparagine synthetase [glutamine-hydrolyzing]. Gene Ontology annotation, molecular function: asparagine synthase (glutamine-hydrolyzing) activity. NCBI's taxonomy places the organism in Eukaryota, Metazoa, Chordata, Actinopteri, Cypriniformes, Leuciscidae. Gene Ontology annotation, cellular component: cytosol. The record is from RefSeq and is a predicted model, not a curated record.
ACAGCAGCAGGUGUGUAUUUCAUCAGCCGGGCUUCACUGACGAAGAACAGGUUCUUCUCAGACUCUCAACUCUUCCGAGAUACACCAAAUCAAACAUAUUUUACAGAAUGUGUGGUAUAUGGGCUUUGUUUGGAAAUGAUGAGUGCCUCUCGGCUCAGUGCACCAAUGCCAUGAAGAUCGCCCAUCGUGGUCCGGAUGCUUUCCGCUUCGAGAAUGUCAACGGAUUCACCAACUGCUGCUUUGGGUUUCACCGCCUUGCUAUUGUGGACCAGCUGUAUGGCAUGCAGCCUCUGCGUGUCAAGAAGUUUCCCUACCUCUGGUUGUGUUACAACGGUGAAAUCUACAACCACAUCAGGCUAAAGGAGCACUUUGAGUUUGAAUAUCAGACCAAAGUGGAUGGUGAGAUCCUUCUGCACCUGUACGAUCGCUUUGGAAUCGAGAAGAUGCCAGCUCUGCUAGAUGGCGUGUUUGCAUUCAUCCUGUUGGACACUGCUAACAGAAAGGUUUUCUUGGGGAGGGACACGUACGGUGUGAGACCACUGUUUAAACUGCUCACUGACGAUGGCUUUCUAGCAGUCAGCUCUGAGGCCAAAGGUUUGACAGAGAUCACCACCCCCAUGUCCACCCCUGCAAAGAUCACCCCCUUCCCCCCAGGACACUUUGAGGAGUUUGACUUGAAGCCCACUGGAAAAGUGAAGUCUGUUCAGAUGGAUCGCUUCCACUGCUGCACAGAUGAACCUAAACACGCCUCAUAUAACAACCUUCAGGGCCUUGCCACAGGCUUUGAAUUGGAGACGGUCAAGAGCAACAUCAGGAUCCUGUUUGAAAAUGCUGUAAAGAAACGCUUGAUGGCUCACAGAAGAAUCGGCUGCCUCCUCUCAGGUGGUCUUGAUUCCAGUCUGGUUGCUGCGACACUCGUGAAACUGGCCAAAGAAGAAAAGCUUGAGUAUCCCAUUCAGACAUUUGCCAUCGGUGCAGACGACAGCCCAGAUCUUCUUGCUGCCCGCAAGGUGGCAGCCUACAUCGGCAGCGAACACCAUGAGGUGAACUUCACGCCUGAGGAGGGGAUCCGCGCGGUGGACGAAGUCAUCUUUCACUUGGAGAGUUAUGACAUCACCACUGUGCGUGCCUCUGUUGGAAUGUUCCUGAUAUCAAAGUACAUCCGUGAGAAGACAGACAGCGUUGUGAUUUUCUCAGGAGAAGGUUCGGAUGAGCUGACACAAGGAUACAUCUACUUUCAUAAGGCGCCGUCCCCUGAAGCGGGCGCUGAGGAAAGUGUUCGUCUGCUGAAAGAGCUUUAUCUGUUUGAUGUGCUGAGAGCGGACAGAACCACAGCUGCACACGGACUGGAGCUGAGAGCGCCUUUCCUGGACCACAGAUUCACCGCAUACUACCUCUCUCUGCCUGCAGAGAUGAGAGCCCCGAAGAAUGGUGUGGAGAAGCAUCUCCUGAGGGAAUCGUUUAAAGGGAUGAAUCUUAUCCCAGAUGAGAUUCUCUGGAGAAGGAAAGAAGCCUUCAGUGAUGGGAUGACAUCCUUGAAGAAAUCCUGGUAUGCAAGCCUGCAGGAGCACAUCGAGUCUGAGGUGAACGACUCUCAGUUGGAGAAGGCUGAGAAGCUGUUCCCUUUCAACCCCCCCAAAACCAAAGAAGGCUUCUACAUAAGGCAGGUCUUUGAGAAGAAGUACCCCGGCCGCAGCGACUGGACGCCACAUUACUGGAUGCCCCGCUGGAUCAAGGCCACCGACCCCUCAGCCAGAACCCUGUCCAUCUACAAGCCUGAUAAAGACGAGUAAUCGCAUCAUUAUUCAGACCUUGACCAAAGAUUGCAUUCUUACAGCAUACACAUCUGCCUCAUGGAGCUGGUUCAAAGUUUAUGAUGCUACCUUCCUCUGUUAAAUGAGCUAAAUUCAUUUUUAGAUGAAUAGUUUGACUUUUUUUUUUCUAAAGAGAACUGAAUUGUUAAUACUGCUGCUCAGUUCUUCACAGAAGUAUCUUUUAAAAAUGAAAGGCCCUGUCCCACUGCCUUUAAGUCCAGUGUAUUUAUAUAAAAUAUAUUCCUUUUCAGAUUUCUUCAUUAAGCUUUAUUUUGACACAGAAUCUAAAAAGAUUUGGUAACCGAAGCACAGUAUAGCUGUUGGUUUUAUGAUUCCACUAUAAAUACUAUUUUUGUUACUGCAUUAAAACUUAACAUUAGCCAACAUUGUCAACAAAAUGGUUUUAUACAAAGAUUGUGAAAGCUUGAAGGGGAUCCAUAAGAUUUUAAGAUCAGAGGUGCAUUUCCCAAAGCCAAUUAUGGUCACAAUUUCUGUCGUUACCAAUAGAGCUCGAUCAAACUUGCAAACAAAGUUGACUAAAGAUAAUUUUGGAAAUGCACCCCUGGGCUGGAAAAGUUUUUGGUUUGAUUCUUACAGGCCAUGAACUACUUCCAUUUUGCACUUGAGCUAAGCACUUACUCAUGUUCCUUCAGUGGGACUGUGCCUUUGAGUUUUUUGUAUGCGUUGAGUUAGUUAUUUGACAAAUUAGUAAUUGGUUGGCUAGUUAAACUGCUUUUAACCAGUGAAAUUAAAGGGAUGAUCCACACAAAAAAAAGUAAAUUUCUUAAAGUUAAAUGCCUCACACUGGCAAGUAAGAUCAAGCAUUUAUCCUUAUGGGGAGUUAGUUUCUUUAUUGUUUAUUUGGUGCACUAUAAUCUUGCAAAGAUAAUAAUCAUUUUGGAUUUCAUUAAUGAGAUGGAUGUGUAUGUAACAUGAGUGUGUAAAGCAUCUUCAGCCUCCUGCACUGACUAGUCAAAGACUUUUCAGUUAUUGAUUUAAAAGAUCUGGUCAUGGUGUUAAUAAAAA